AUGUCCUCGAUGUCCCCGAUGUCCCCGGCCAUGGCCGGCCCCCGCCUGCCCUUGGCCCUCCGGCUCCUGCUGCUUUGCCUGUGCCUCCCAGAUGCCUUCGUCCGCUGCGACUCGGGAUCCCGCUUGGCCCCGCUGACAGCCGGGGUGGAUCCCUGCAAGGAUCCCGCUGGAUUCCUCAGCCCCCAGAUGGACGGGGACAUGGGCGGAUCCUAUGGAGGCAGAUUGGGAUCCCAUGGCGGAUCGGGAUCCUAUGGCGGAUCAGGAUCCUAUGGAGGUGGAUCGGGAUCCUAUGCUGGAUCGGGAUCCUCUGGCAAUUCAGGAUCCUAUGGGAGCGGAUCGGGAUCCUAUGGGGGUGGAUCGGGAUCCUACAGCGGCUCAGGAGUCUCCCAGGGAGGUGGAAGCUCUUCGGGAUCCUACGUGUCACCAGGAUCUUCUGGGGGCAAGCCAGGAUCCUAUGGGAGCAGACCGGGAUCCUCCGGGGAUGGCUCAGGAUCCUUCGUGUCACCGGGAUCCCAUGGGCCACCGGGAUCCUACGGACUUGGGUCUUAUGGGAGACCCAGCUCAUAUGGGGGAGGCGGAUCCCAUGGGGGAGCCAGCUCCUAUGGAGGAUCCAGUUCAGGAUCCUAUGGAACUGGAUCCGGAUCAGGCAGACCUGGAUCCCAAGGAGGAAGUGGAUCUGGAUCAGGCAGACCUGGAUCCCAAGGGGGAAGCGGAUUCGGAUCGGGCAGACCCAGCUCAUCUCAGGGAGGAUCCAGUUCGGGAUCAUCCGGGGCUGGAUUGGGAUCAGGCAGACCCGGAUCCCAAGGAGGAAGCGGAUCUGGAUCCUACGGGGGCGGGUCAGGAUCCUAUGGGGGAUCUGGAUCCUAUGGAGGAUCCGGUUCCUAUGGAGGAUCUGGAUCCUACGGAGGAGUCACCGUCAUCAUGACCCCGUUGACCCCUGGACAUCCCCAAGGAGUCACCGUCAUCAUGGCCCAUUGA
Messenger RNA from Egretta garzetta (little egret), 978 nucleotides. RefSeq names its product keratin, type I cytoskeletal 9-like. The transcript has 3 exons. The record is from RefSeq and is a predicted model, not a curated record. Lineage: Eukaryota; Metazoa; Chordata; Aves; Pelecaniformes; Ardeidae. The coding region runs from base 1 to 978 and encodes 325 amino acids.